GAUUUGAGGUUGAAUUUGUGAUUUGUGAUUUCUUGGGUCUUUUGUAAUGCUGUUGAUUUGAGUUUGGAAUUUGUGAUUACUGAUUAGUGACUUGUUAAGCUGAUGUUGUUAACUUGUUGUGCAAUUAUGCUGCUGUUUUGUUAUGGAUUUAUGACACUGAGUGUUUUGAAUUUUGAAUUUGUGAUAAGUGAUUUGUGAUUAGUGAUUUUGUUAUGCUGCUGUUUUGAAUUAAUUUAGGGGUGAUUAUUUGUUAUGCUACUGUUUUGAAUUAAUUUAGGAGUGAUUAAUGAUUAUUUCUAGUUGUACUGUUGCUGUUUGCACCAUUGCUCUUUUCAUUAUUUAACUUUGUAUUUUGAGAAGAUCAUAUGGAUUUGGUUGAUAUUUCAUAUAAUGUUUUAAAUUUGGAAGAUAUUUAAGAUUUAUAUUAGACUAUAAUAUUUUAUGAUGUUUAUUUAUAAUUUAUUUAUUAUUUUAUUCUGAAACGGUUCUUCCGGUUGAACCGGUUAGACCAGUAAACCAGUGAACCAGUAAGUAGAGAGGUUUGAUGACCGGUCCGGUUUUCCGAACCUUGCUAAAAAGUGGUGCCUACUUAUUAAAAAAGGUUAAAAAUUAAUAUUUAAUUUAAAAAAUAUAAAAAUAAAUAAUUUUUAAAAAAUCAAAACUUAUUACAAAAAGUAAGUUAGGCAAAAUUUAGACACCAACUUAUAAGCUACGUAGAAUUGGCAAAAAAAAAUAAAAAUAGUUGAGCUCGAGGCACUAACCGAAUCCAGUGAGUCUCACGCAUAGGCAUAGCCCCCAUACAUCAGAGAAGAGAGACAUUGCCCCUAGGCCCUAGCAGCCUCUCAUCCCACACCUUCUCCAUCGCCGAACAGCUCUCCAUCGCCCAGAGGGUGCCAUCGCCGCCGGCGUUGCCACAACCCUCAAGUCGCCGCUGGACUAGCCUCCCACUUCUCCCGUCGACGUCGCUCACCUUCACAAAACCCUGCUCACGUUCGUUCUCUUCUCUCCGGCGCGCCUUAGCUCUGUCGCGGUCCUCUUCUUGGUGUUGCUUUCGUUCUCUCCUCGGCGUCUCUCUCUCUCUGUGUUCAAGCUAGCUCUCUCUCUCUCCGAUUUCACUGUAUCUCACCGUGGUGGAACAAAGGUGAAUAUGGAAUGCGUGGUUCAGGGUAUUAUAGAGACACAGCAUGUUGAGGCCCUUGAGAUUCUUCUUCAAGGGCUAUGUGGCGUCCAAAGAGAACGAUUAAGGAUUCAUGAAAUUUGCCUCAAGAGUGGUCCAAAUCUUGGCCCUGUAGCAUCUGAGGUUCGACUUUUAUGUGAUCUUGAGCAGGCUGAACCAUCAUGGACUGUAAGACAUAUUGGGGGUGCAAUGAGGGGUGCCGGUGCUGAACAAAUUUCAGUUCUGGUUAGGACAAUGGUUGAAAGCAAAGCAAGCAAGAAUGUGCUUCGUAUGUUUUAUUUACUUGGGUACAAGUUAGACCAUGAACUGCUUAGAGUGGGAUUUUCUUUCCAUUUUAACAGGGGUGCACAAAUCACUGUAACGGUGUCAUCAAUCAAUAAAAUGCUAAAGGUGCAUGCAACGGACGAGGCUGUACCGGUAACGCCUGGUAUACAGUUGGUGGAAGUAACUGCACCUGCAACUGGUGAAACCUAUGCUGAAGUUGCUUCUGCAGUUUCAUCCUUUUGUGAAUAUCUUGCACCGCUUUUGCAUCUGUCAAAACCAGGCAUUUCAACUGGAGUUGUUCCUACGGCUGCUGCAGCUGCAGCAUCCCUUAUGUCUGACGGUGGUGGUACAACUUUGUAGUGUGCUUGUAAUGUAUAGAUACAAAAUUCUUGUACACUAUUAAACUUUCAUGUUACACAUGAUUAGUUGUUAAUUGAAACAAGGAAUGGAACUCCAUUGACACAAGUUGCUUUGGAGUGGCAUAAGUUUUAUAACGGAAAAGAAGAGAAAUGCGUGAAAACUGUUAUUGCUCAUCAACUUCCAAACUUACAGUGCAUUUUUUAAUAUUUGUUUGGGUAAAGUAUAUUUCGAAAAAUAUUAAUAAUACCGGUAGCUUUUAAUUAA
This is a messenger RNA of Arachis stenosperma, 2065 nucleotides long. Its product is annotated as mediator of RNA polymerase II transcription subunit 18. Gene Ontology annotation, biological process: termination of RNA polymerase II transcription; regulation of transcription by RNA polymerase II. Lineage: Eukaryota; Viridiplantae; Streptophyta; Magnoliopsida; Fabales; Fabaceae. The coding region runs from base 1148 to 1801 and encodes 217 amino acids. The record is from RefSeq and is a predicted model, not a curated record. The transcript has 6 exons. Gene Ontology annotation, molecular function: transcription coregulator activity. Gene Ontology annotation, cellular component: mediator complex; core mediator complex.